Messenger RNA from Opisthorchis viverrini, 1731 nucleotides. RefSeq lists its product as hypothetical. Gene Ontology annotation, molecular function: heme binding; guanylate cyclase activity; oxygen sensor activity. The record is from RefSeq and is a predicted model, not a curated record. The annotation marks the transcript as partial. Gene Ontology annotation, cellular component: guanylate cyclase complex, soluble. The transcript is spliced from 10 exons. NCBI's taxonomy places the organism in Eukaryota, Metazoa, Platyhelminthes, Trematoda, Opisthorchiida, Opisthorchiidae. Gene Ontology annotation, biological process: response to oxygen levels; nitric oxide-cGMP-mediated signaling; cGMP biosynthetic process.
AUGUACGGGCUUGUCAUUGAAGGUUUCAAAAGUUAUGUGAGUGACCAGUACUCAGAGAGUAUAUGGGGAGAAAUUCUAAAAGCAUCCGGCUAUGGGUCCUACACGUUUGACAGCAAGCAGGUGUACGACGAGGCCAUUCUGCCAAACCUGUUCACAACCGCAAGUCGAAUGUUGCAAAUUACAGAAGAUGAAAUUAAAUACGCAAUGGGAAAAUCUUUUGUACGAUUUAUGUGCAACAAAGGAUAUGGGGGAAUUUUGCGCGUACUCGGGAGACAACUGAAAGACUUCCUAAAUGGACUAGACAACCUGCAUGAGUUUCUUCGAUGCAGCUAUCCAGAAAUGAAACCUCCUUCGUUCUUUUGCGUCAACGAAAGUCGCUCUGGUAUCACUCUUGAGUACCGCUCACAUAGAGCAGACUAUGUGUCAUUUUUCAUCGGCUACAUGGAAGCAGUAUCACUCACUUUUUUUAAGACGGAAAUGAAAAUCACAGUUAUUGUACCUGCUGAUGAAAAACUUCAGACGGCAACGAUUCUCAGACUACAUUUUGACAACACCUCCUACGUUCGGCCAGCGGAAAAGAAACCUUUGCCAGCCAGGGUGUUCUUUGAAGCAUUUCCGUUCAAUUUUGUGUUCGACAGAGGCAUGAAACUAAUCAAUGUUGGAAGAAGCAUGGCCAAUGCGCUCCCAAACAUUUUGGGAAAAAAGGUGUCAGACGUAUUCCUCGUGAAACGUCCCCUCAUCCAGCUAAAUUGGAACGCUAUCAUGCUUCAUACAAACAAUAUUUUCGAACUCAUCAGUACCAAUUACGCCGCUGUGGACACUGAGAUAGAAGAAUCCGGAAAAGAAAUGACUUGUUUCCCGCAAAAAGGAUGUCUGAGGCUUCGAGGACAAAUGAAGUUUAUGAACGAGUGGGAUGCUAUCGUGUUUAUUGGUACACCAAUAAUGCAAGACGUGGAUGCUAUGUGGGAAGUCGGUCUAUUUUUAAACGACCUUAGCAUGCACGACUCGAGUCGAGAUAUGGUGAUAACCGGGGAGCAACAGGCAGCAGAAUUAAAGUUGGCCUUAGAGCAAGAGAGUGAGAAGAGCAGACGGCUAACGGAAAGUCUGCAUCAUCUGGACGAAGAAAUGAAACGAACUGAUGAACUGCUAUACCAAAUGAUACCAAAAGCUGUCGCUGAAAGGCUACGAAAUGGGGAACCCGCAGUGGCUACUUGUGAAAAGUUUGAGGAGGUCACCUUGCUUUUGAGCGAUGUGGUUGGCUUUACCAAUAUAUGCAGUGGGCUUUCCCCAUUGGAAGUGGUGAAUUUGCUGAACAGGCUGUACUCAUGUUUCGAUGCACUGACGGAAAAGCAUAAAGUAUACAAAGUUGAAACCAUCGGUGAUGCCUACAUAAUCGCCUCUGGCUGUCCCAUAAGGACUAAAUACCACGCUCCUUUCAUCGCCGAAAUGGCACUCGAUAUGGUCAAUUCGGUGCAAACGGUAAAGGAUGAGUCCAAAAACCCACCAGAAAGUUUGAGAAUUCGAAUAGGUAUGCACACAGGGCCUACAGUUGCAGGUGUCGUUGGCGUUAAAAUGCCCAGGUACUGUCUGUUCGGGAGCACCGUCACAACCGUCGAAGUGAUGGAAGCAACUGGUGCCCCACAGAAGAUUCAAGUAAGCGAGACGACUUACGCAAAGCUGAAAGUUUACGGAGUAUACGAUAUGAGCCCCAAGGGUGAUGCACAGCUAAAG